Molecule: messenger RNA, 555 nt
Organism: Plasmodium gallinaceum
Lineage: Eukaryota; Apicomplexa; Aconoidasida; Haemosporida; Plasmodiidae
Gene: TRAPPC5
Product: trafficking protein particle complex subunit 5, putative
Exons: 1
Coding region: 1-555 (184 amino acids)
Biological process (GO): endoplasmic reticulum to Golgi vesicle-mediated transport
Cellular component (GO): TRAPPI protein complex; TRAPPII protein complex; TRAPPIII protein complex
Source: RefSeq, a predicted model, not a curated record
AUGGAUAAAAACAAAAGUUCAAUUGAAAAAGAAUUAAAUAAAGGAAAACAGGAUGUUAGUUUAAGUGCUUUUAGUUUUCUAUUUAGUGAGGUGGUUCAAUACUGCUUAUAUAAAAGUAAAAGAGGGUAUCGAAUAGAAGAUUGCUUACAUGAAAUGGGUCUACGAGUAGGAUAUAAAUUAAACGAAUAUUUAACUUACAAAAAUAAAAUGAAAAGGAGUAUAAAUAUAGUUAACAUGUUAACUUUUAUAUCUAAAUAUGUAUGGAAAUAUUUAUUUCAGCAUUCUUCUGAUUUACUUAAAUCACAAGAUAGUAUAUAUGAAUAUAUGAUAUGUGACAAAAAUAUUUUAUUAAAUAAAUUUAUAAGUAUACCUAAAGAUUAUGGAAAUAUAAAUUGUGCUUCUUUUGCAGCUGGAAUAGUUGAAGGUUUGCUGUGUAGUUCAGAAUUCCAAGCAGAAGUCACUGCACACACAAUUUAUGAAAGUGAUCAAAAUUAUAACACAACUAUUUUUAUUAAAUUUUAUCCAGAAGUUGUUGAAAGAGAGAAGAAUCAUUAA